AUGAACGGGCCGAGUGUGACCCAGUCGCCCGCAUCGCCGUCUUCUUCCGCGCCGACUCCCGAUCUCCACGCCGAACGGUACAGAUCUAAUCGCCCCUUGCAUGAACCUCCAUUUGAUCCUGGAACUUCAGAUCUGCCUGUUCUAGCUCGUUUCGAGUUUCAGGCGGGCAGGGGCAAUGAUGGCACAAAGAUACUCAUGGUGGAAUGGAAUGCCUCCUCUGGUCCGCAGUCAUUGCUGUCUGCUUCGGGGACCUGGCAAGUUUCGUGGGAAGGCAAAACAAGUCAUGCGCCGGUCGAAGAUGAAGAGACGGGGAAGAAGAAGCGUGUCUAUUUCCUGCUGCCACCCGGGGCAGCCGUCCCCUCCGUCAUUACCAUCGCGCACCCAGAUGGAACUGCUUUCACCACCAAGUCAAUGCCGGCCAUCUUCCCUCCAGGCCUAGGUACUGGAAGCUCAGCGAUUGGUGCAAGAGGCAUAUUGCAUACUAUCUGGGCCAAGAAGAGACUUGCCGAGCUGGAGGACGAAAUCGUUUCUGAAAUGAAGACAAAUUCAGAAGGCAUUGGGCUAGAGAUAGCCUACCAGGAGCGCCAGUGGAUCGUUGAACACUUUGGUGUGAACCUCAAAGUCAAUAUGGGUGUCAGUGGCAGUGCGCCGGCGAUUGCACCUGCACCCCGGGCUCCGUCUAGUUCUAUGUCGCCCAAAUCACCUGUCGGAGGGAAGCUCGGUCAGAAGCUCAAGGGACUAAAGCUGGCAACAUCGGCGGCGGACCUGGUGGUUGGCCGGGCUGGGGAAAACACCUACCUUCAACCCAUAUCCUUCUCGCCCGCUUCGAAUGAUGUAGCAGUUUCCUCCUUUCCGACCUUUGCACCGCAGGGCCAUUCCAAGGUUCGUGGCGAUGCUGCCGCCUCGCUGGAUGCUGUACUGGGUAACAACGAAGCCUGCAUGGAGGGGAAUGAUUACGACCAAGAAGAAGAUCUCUUUGCGCUUCCUAUGAGCCCCCGCAGCCCCGACAUGGGACGAAGUCCAUUCAGCCUUGAGUAG
Colletotrichum gloeosporioides is the source of this 1038-nucleotide messenger RNA. RefSeq lists its product as uncharacterized. Bases 1 to 1038 code for a protein of 345 amino acids. The record is from RefSeq and is a predicted model, not a curated record. Lineage: Eukaryota; Fungi; Ascomycota; Sordariomycetes; Glomerellales; Glomerellaceae. The transcript has 2 exons.